This is a messenger RNA of Rhinichthys klamathensis goyatoka, 1375 nucleotides long. RefSeq names its product CD276 molecule (gene cd276). The record is from RefSeq and is a predicted model, not a curated record. The transcript has 8 exons. NCBI's taxonomy places the organism in Eukaryota, Metazoa, Chordata, Actinopteri, Cypriniformes, Leuciscidae. Bases 226 to 1128 code for a protein of 300 amino acids.
AGGCGUUCCUCACGCGUAAACACAGCAAUGACAGAAUAAAGUUCGUCUCGAGUCUCCUCGGAUCUGCUAGAUCAUUAUACACACAGCUGGAUUAACGGAGCUUUGUCCUGGUCCAACUUCUCAUCGCUGGGAUGUGCCGUGAUUGAAGGAUCUGCCCCGCUGUUACACACACACGGACUCACACACACUCUGGGUCGGAUCACACACACUCGCCUCGACGUCGUCAUGUUGGCUCUCCUGUUGUUUGCUCUGCUGGCUGUUCGCUCUCACGCUCUCGAGGUCCACGUCCCAGAAUCCCCUGUGGUGUCUCGGUUUGGGAUGGACACAGUCCUGAACUGCUCUUUCUCCGGGGUCUCAGAGUUUAACCUGUCGGACCUGAGUGUGUUCUGGCAGCUGUCGGACACCAAGCGCACCGUACACAGUUAUUGGCUGAGCCGGGAUCAGCUGACCGACCAAGACGAGCGGUUCUCCAACCGCACCAGCCUGUUCCCCGGUCAGCUGAGGUUCGGGAACGCCUCGCUCCUGCUGAAGAACGUGCGCGUCGCGGACGAGGGAAGUUACUCGUGUUUCGUCAGAGUCGAGGCGUACAGCAGCGGAGCCAUGCUAAUGCAAGUCGCAGCGCCGUUCUCCAAACCCCUGGUCACCUGGGGCAGCGAGUCCCACCUGAAGCCCGGUGACGCGGUGGCCCUCACCUGUGUGGCGUACGGGGGGUAUCCCGAGGCGCAGGUGCUCUGGCAGGACGGCGCGGGGCAAAACCUCACGGACAACGUUACCGUCUCGCAAGUAGCGAACGAGGAGGGUUUGUUCAGUGUGAAGAGCGUCCUGACCGUCAUACUGGAGCCCGACAGCACUUACAACUGCAGACUGACCAAUCCACUGCUGGGAGACGAAGCGCACGCAUCGGUUACCAUCACGGGCCAGAAUCCGGUGUUUCCCCCGGUGGCUCUGUGGGUGACGGUGGGUCUGGCCGUGUGUUUGCUGGGUUUGCUCAUCGCUCUGGCUGUCGUCUGCCGAAGGAAGAUCCAGGAGAGCUGUGAGGAGAUGAGAGCUGAAGAAGAAGCCAAAGAACUUGAGGAAGCCAAAGAAUUAGAAGAAGCCAAGUCAGCUGCAACACCUCUGAAGAGCUAAAGCUGGAGACCACAGAUCCGCGGCCGGCAGUCAGUGAGCGACACGAACACACACACACACACACACACCAUUCCUCCGAUCCAGCAGCGCUUCAGAAGGGAUUUCAACUUGCGUGUUUCACGCAUGGAUAGCAGAACUUUACAUUUUGACAUUUCACUGAGUUUGAUUCCCGUGUGCAUGAGGGAAGCCGCAUGUGGGCCGAAACAGAGCCACGACUGACUUCACGUUCCACCAUUGAUCUCGAAAA